CAUUGGGAAGUUGAGGUGUGUGACCAGUGAUUUUAACACAACUGAUGCACAAUGUAGUCCAACUACAGACGGUACCAAGCGAUUCGGAACUGCCUGUAAAUACGCAUGUCACUGCAUCAACAAUGAACAAUGUAAUUAUACUACAGGCGAAUGUGGCUCAGGAUGUGACUUUGAAUGGGUGGGACCCAGCUGCCAGUAUAAAAAUAUUGCACAUGCGGAGUUAUCUCGUCAAAUCGACAAUAUAUAUCCUGCAAAGUACUCGUAUCUAGCUAAUGAUAAUGAUUCAUCCACGUGCAGUUUCACUGACAGUGCUGUUCCUGAAGAAAGACUGGCAACAAGAACGGUUGCACCUUGGUGGUCGCUUUGGUUGCCUUACGAUGCAACAUUCAGAAAGCUCUUGUUUGUUACCAGACACAAUUACUCGUCAUAUUUUCCAUUCUUUAAGGUAACCGUACAUAAUAUUUCGAUGUCCGACUUCACCAACUUUGUAUAUCGUACCAAUGGAGUAUCGUGUUACCAACAUGACGACUACAUUCCCCAAGAUGCAACGUUCAAAGUCAAUUGUACUGGUGCACCGGUAGGAAAUCAAAUACGAAUUCAACUUGCAAACAUGUCCACACAACUUGUACUCUGUGACUUCAGAGUUUACGGAGAAUGUAAGGAUCGGACAUGGGGUAAAGCUUGUAAUGAGUGCGGAUUCUGCAAAGAUUUCUCACAAUGUGAUGCAACCAAUGGCAGCUGUCUGUCAGGAUGUGAGCCAGGGUAUAUACCACCUUUAUGCAGCAAAGCAAACACUUACCAGACGGGGUGUGACUGUACUGACGGGUACUACUGCGAGAACACUUAUGAAUAUCCAACAAUAUGUCCAACUGGCCAUUUUUGCGUGAAUGGUUUAAAGUCACCGUGCUCAGCGGGGACUUUUACCAGUAACAGCGGUUCAGCACAGUGUGAACAGUGUACACCAGGAUAUUAUUGUCCAAAUCUGGGCCUAUCUACUGUAACAGAUGUAUGUUGGAUCGGACAUUACUGUCCUGAAGGAGCUGUUGUACCUUCGCCUUGUCCAAAUGGAUACUAUCAGACGGACACAGGGAAAUCGGACUGUAUUAUAUGUCCUGUCAAUUUUUAUUGUAAUCAAACGGAAGCAGAGGUGGAAAAACAAAGUGGAACCUCUAAACCAACACAUGGAGUAGUUACUCCAAAGGAAUGCCAACCAAAGAGAUGCCUCAAACCAGGAUUGUCAGGAGAAUUGGAUCCAUUUGAAAUCGGCGGACUGAGUAUAAGUAUUAGUUGCAAACCUAGCUGUAGACAACAUAUGACGCCAUUCACUGAUCUAAAGUUCAUGGCAAACUGUGACGGCUGUGAAAAUGAGGUAUCUUCGUACCAGUGGUCAAUCAGAGAGUGUUUUAGUGAAGUUAUACAGGAGUGUGAGCAUUACGUCAACUCUGUGACAUUCCUCACCGAGUCUACAGGAUACUAUACCGCGAUACCUCACAAUGAUAAACAGAACUGGACGUAUAUUGCAGUCGUUGUAAAGGUUACCCUUAACGAUGGAAGGGAAGGUAUGGCUUCUCACAUUUGGCAAUAUCUCGAAGGAGUUCAAGUUGAUUGUCAAACUUCACCAGUAUCAGGAGUGGCAGGAGAGACUAGAUUCACAGUUAUAUGCAUUGAGCCUGCUCUACCUGUAGACAAGGAUAACAUACGUUGCAGUAUGUCCUACGCAUACUCAAUAACCGGAGAUUCAUUGAUUUAUCAAACGAAUGAGACAUGCAACCAUACUGGGAUAAUACUACGACAAGGAGACAAGACUAAGGACUAUCGACAACAUUUAAAAGUUGUUGGAAUGUACAUAGACCAUCUAAUUUGGGACGUACCAAUUCUGCUGCAGGUAGUAUUACCAUCUGUGACAACUGAUUUACUGGAGAAUGCAGUAGAUGAAUUAAGCGGCAACCUUACAGGUAUUACGACUACGGAAGAAGCUUUUGGUAAGCUGUAG
Molecule: messenger RNA, 1993 nt
Organism: Mercenaria mercenaria
Lineage: Eukaryota; Metazoa; Mollusca; Bivalvia; Venerida; Veneridae
Exons: 14
Coding region: 467-1993 (508 amino acids)
Source: RefSeq, a predicted model, not a curated record